UUGACUCCCUCUCUGUUGCAUAUGAUCUGCUCUUCACUUCUUCCCAGCUGAAGCAGGAGAUAACAGCACAAUACCCACAGUGAGCACAAAGGAAAAAACGAGAAGAAAAGGAAGAGACAGCCGCGCUUCUGUAGAUCGAAAGAACACUUUUCCCCGUGACUUCAGUAAGAGAGUCCGAGACCAGCAUUAGCAGCCAGCUACCGUGAGUUAAAGCUUCUGCCUGGCUGCCACAUCCAGCAAUGAGUCGAAGGGAGGCUCUGGUGGGGAACCCUGCGCCCAGCGCGGCGCCUGAGGUUCCGGGCAACAGCACAGAGGCAUCAGGGCCCGGUCCACAUGAGACCAAAGACGAGAUGUUCUCUAAAGUCAAAGACAAGUUCAUGAAUGAACUGCACAAAAUUCCACUGCCAUCAUGGGCCAUCGUCGCCAUUGCGUUCGUUGCUAUUGUACUAGUUGUUUCCUGCUGCUUCUGCGUCUGCAAAAAGUGGAUCUUGAAGAAGAAGAACAAGAAAAAGGGAAAAGACAAAGGCAAGAACGCCAUCAACAUGAAGGACGUCAAAGACGGUAUCAAAACCGAGGCCUUUAAGGAUGAGGAUGAUGCGGAAACAGGGCUGACGGAUACGGAAAAAGACGAGGAGCCAAAGGAGCAAGAGAAACUCGGCAAAUUACAGUACUCCAUGGAUUACAAUUUCACAGAGAAUACGCUCAUAGUGGGGAUCAUCCAAGCAGCAGAGCUACCUGCCAUGGAUAUGGGUGGCACUUCUGACCCAUACGUGAAGGUCUACCUUCUUCCAGACAAGAAGAAGAAGUAUGAGACUAAGGUGCACCGGAAGACACUGAACCCCGUUUUCAAUGAGCAGUUUACCUUUAAGGUUCCAUACACUGAGCUGGGAGGAAAAACUCUGAUGAUGACGGUAUAUGACUUUGAUCGCUUCUCCAAGCAUGAUGCUAUCGGAGACGUGAAGGUGCCCAUGAAUAAGGUGGAUUUCAGUCAUGUGACCGAGGAAUGGAGGGACCUGCAAAGCGCUGAGAAAGAAGAGCAAGAGAAGCUAGGUGACAUCUGUUUCUCUCUGCGGUACGUGCCCACUGCUGGCAAACUGACUGUGGUCAUCCUGGAGGCCAAAAACCUGAAGAAGAUGGAUGUUGGUGGCCUGUCAGAUCCCUACGUGAAGAUCCACCUGAUGCAGAACGGCAAGCGUCUGAAGAAGAAGAAAACGACAAUCAAAAAGAACACCCUCAACCCUUACUACAACGAGUCUUUUAGUUUCGAAGUGCCAUUCGAACAAAUCCAGAAAGUACAAGUUGUUGUAACUGUUCUGGACUAUGACAAGAUUGGCAAGAACGAUGCCAUCGGCAAAGUGUUUGUGGGCUUGAACAGCACAGGCACUGAGAUCCGUCAUUGGUCAGACAUGCUGGCCAAUCCAAGGAGACCCAUCGCUCAGUGGCACGUGCUCAAGCCAGAAGAAGAAGUGGAGGCCCAGCUGGCUGCUCAGAAAAAAUAGAGCAGCCCAAACCCCCCAAAUCUAUCCGUGUAGUGCUCUUUACCCAGUGCGUGUAAAUACCUCAGUGAUAUAAAGAUUCAUGCACCCUCAUUUUUUAUUUAUUGUCUUACAAAACUGCCAUUUUCUGUAUUUGGACAACCCAUCUCCUCGAGAUGUUGUGUUGUCACGUCAGUUUCGAAUCCUUACCGUCCAAAAAACUUUUCCCUCUCCUAUAUCGUUUCACCGCCAUCCAUAACUUUAAAAUCCCCAACCAAAUGCCCCCUUAUUUUAAGCAAUAUGAUCUGUAUAGAUAGCGCAUGACUGGAGGAAUUUAUUGUACCACAGGUGUAUAUAUCAGUAUGCAGACAAAAAAGAUUUCUAGUUUAUGUGUUUGUAUGUUGUUACCCGUUUCCUAAUCUGUGUAUAUCUCAAUGUUUUUAAUAAGAUGUUCUAUUUUAAAUUAUGUAAAUGCAGACAUAGAAGAGCCAAUAUUAUAUAUAACGGGAUUUAAGAAUUUUAACUUAUUGCAUUCCACUAAAAUAUGCGAUAUAUAUCUAUAUCUAUAUAUAUAUAUACAUAUUUACGAGUUAAAGAAUUCCAAUCUGCAAGAUGCUAGUGGAGGUAAACUCACUUCGUAAAGGACGAUUUUGCGCUUCAUGUUUACUUAAAAAAACAAAUACAGAUAUACACAUGAAAUACACACACAACACAAAGGCCAUUAACUAAUAUGGUUUCAUGAUAUAAAUAGAAUAUGCUGCUGGAAAUUAUACAAGCACAUGAUUUCGUAACAACGUUUUUGUACUCAUUUCUCAAACUGAGGACCUGUGCACUUCGCUUUUUAAACGACUAUAUUUACAGGAAUUGUUACUUGACGAAAACCAAUCAGCCUUUUCUUUUUUUCAUUUCUCAUGCCAACAGACCUUCAAAUUGUGAUGCUGUUAACUUUUAGUAAAACGGGUCCCCAGUUUGCUUCUUUUUUUUGUUUGUUUGUUUUUUGAUUUCUGAAACCCUUUUAUCUUCCCGAAUCCAAUUUGUCUCCUUUACAAAACUGGAAACCGACAAUUUAUGGGACAGUCAAAAGCUGUAGCCAUUGUGUCCUUGAAGCUAGAUUAACAAUGUGUUUGUGAACUUUUCCUUUUAAUAGUCUUGUUCUGUUGAGGAUUUACGGUUCAGCCUCCAAAAAUUGAAACCAGGAGUUUUGACUCUAGCUUUAGGACUACUACUUUUUAGAUUAAGUCAAGUCGUCUGAAUAUUUUUGGUAACUGCAUGAUUUUUUUUACGAUCUUUGCUAAAGGCUGGGUAAUGGGGGGGGGGGGGAGUUCUAUUUACACCGGGGCGUCUAUUUCAAAAGACUCCCUUGCCUUCAAUCAAAAGGUAAUCAACCUUUGAGGGACCGGCACAUUUGAAGUGGUCAGUCCAGAUGAGCCAACGUAUUAUACGACGUUGGCGGAGGAGAGGCGAGCUUUUAAACACUGCCAUUCUUUUCAGGGAGGUACCAAGUGUACGUGACCCCUCCCUCCAUGCACACUCCACUUAGAGUAGUGGUUGUAGCUUUGGUUCAUUGAGGAACAAUGUAUUUUGGCCACAAUGGUGCCCUAAACAGCAGUCUUUGCUUUUUGUUGCCUUCUGACAGUGACAAUAGAGUUAGCCAUGCUUAACUGCCAAUCCUUUCCCCCUUUGGCUACUGUUUUGCACUGUACCCUCUGUAAAACGUCAGUUGCUUCAAGGCAACAAUAUAGUUUUAUAUUGGACAUCAGGUUGGAAAAUGAGCUCCAACUCGCGUCCAAGACCUCAGCUUGCACAGUCUAUUCAAUCAAAACUACACGAAAGCAACAAAGGCCAAGUUUAACACCACAAGCAUUAGCCAAUCUUUAACAAUAACCGUAAAAGUUAAUGGUCUGCACAGGUGAUUACGUUACAUUCUAAUGUCCUUUACUACGGGUCUAACAAGAGGGUGAAUAAGAGUUUAGUCCAUUAAAACCAUGAGUUAUCUCGGAGGAACCUCUUGUGUACACUAGAUGCUAGCUUCAGACGGAGUUACUAAGUGUUUUCAAUGUUACUAUGUAGGUGAUAGCGCUGUUCCUUAAAACUAAAAAGAAGAAAAAAAGCUGUUCGUCAUUCCAUAGGAGUCUUUAGAGACUGCUUUGUGUAUCACUGUGACUGCGGUGUGUGCUUAGCGUUGUAGUUCUCAGUAGGUAGCGACCACCUUGUACUAUAGUGAUGUUGUGCUACCAUUCCUCUAUUGCAUAAACGGAGUGCAAAUGAAUUAACGAAAGCACAUCAGUCAAGCAUCGUCAGUUUCUAAUAACCGCGGGCCGGCGUGACGACAAGAAGGCAAGACGAUUCCAAGCGCACGUGGGUCGAUUCACACAGCAUUUUGUUGAGCACUGUGCAAUAUGUGUAUGUUCAUUCCCUAGUGUUCAAAUGGGGGGACAAAAAUACCCCAAAAAUGAAACCCUAUACAGUGAAACGUAUUCCAUAGACCAUAGUCUAGUUAGGUCGCAGCACAUUGUGUGUAGUGUGGAGCUCAAUAUGUGUAAACCCGUUAGGGAUUCCUCCAUUUCUUUGCCCCGUUUUUCCUGCACACAGAUCCGACCAUCCAAAUAUUCGGGUAAAGGUUUAGGAUGUACUCUAAACAUGAGAAUUUCUCUAUAUAAAUGAAGAUAUUAAAAUCCAUACCCAUCCAAAAUAGGUGUAUAUAUUUUUAUAUUUGUCCUGAUAUAAUUUCCUCAUCACCAUGAAUAUAAGAGAACUGUAUCUUGUUAUUGAAACUUAUAUGUUGUACUAUUAAUGAUUGGCUGUACCAUUUUGUUACCGCUGUUAUAAUGACAUUCAUGACUAUUAUCUGGUUAUUGUUCCUUUAGUGCCCUAUUGAACACCAUUUUAUAUUUAUUAUGGAAAUCAGAAUGUACAGUAUGGACUGUGUGUUUUGUUUUUACUUCUUCUUGUGGGACCAAGUAUAGUUGGCACUUUCAUUUCAAUGUUGCAAUAAAUAUUGAUUCAUGUGUUUCAUUCAUAGCUGAAUAUAAUUUCUUACCUUGUCGGAGAGAUUUAACCUGGAGGAGGACUCCAGACAUCUUUAACGUAUACUCGCAACUAUAGGUACAAAUUAUUACUCUACUAAAGCAACUCCUAUGUUAACUUAUCUACUCUUAUUUAUCUACAAUAUCUUAAUAUAUAUACAAAGCUUGUUUAAAAAAACAAGGAUAAGAUGCCGUUUCGAGAAUUAUUACAGUAAUCUAUUUAUUUCUUAGCAAAAGGGUGAUUGUAAUAUCAGGUGUCUACCCGUCAAUAAAAAAUCCAGAACUGGACAUACAGAACAGUAAAAGACAGCAUUGCUUAUUGAACUUCAGAGGUUUGUAAAGUAGUAUGAAAAGCCAUUUCUAGCCCUGCAAAGCAAUGCUAUCUUUUUCUCAAGCUUACCAAAGCACGCCAACAGCUCUGACAACUGCACCCAAUAAGCGCCACAUAAGAAAAAUCCCAAACAAUACUCCGAUACUUGACGACGACAAAACGCCACAUGUAACCUUUCAAGGAAAAGCUGUGUAAAGAAUUAGAAUCUGAUGCUGUAGGGAAAUCCUAGUUGCCUUUGUGUAUAUCAACUGCCUGCUUGAGUAUUUUUGUGUGUGGAAAUUUUCUCUGUAAUCUUGUAGAACUGUUCGGGGUGUUUUUCCUGCCAUACUGCUGCCCAAGCGGCCAGCUGACAGUUAUAUUGCUGUAUACCUUCAUUUUUGAUGAGGUGUUUUACAAUUUCGUUUCACUUUGUGUAGUGAUUCACUCUGUGGAGUUUCUGACUGUUGUUAUAUAACUUCAUAUACACAAAUGUUCAAUAAAAAUGUUUUAUUUCCUGUU
Messenger RNA from Triplophysa rosa, 5330 nucleotides. It is a transcript of the gene syt1a, whose product is annotated as synaptotagmin Ia. The record is from RefSeq and is a predicted model, not a curated record. NCBI's taxonomy places the organism in Eukaryota, Metazoa, Chordata, Actinopteri, Cypriniformes, Nemacheilidae. Gene Ontology annotation, biological process: regulation of calcium ion-dependent exocytosis; regulation of dopamine secretion; synaptic vesicle endocytosis. Gene Ontology annotation, molecular function: calcium-dependent phospholipid binding; syntaxin binding; clathrin binding. The coding region runs from base 240 to 1499 and encodes 419 amino acids. The transcript has 11 exons. Gene Ontology annotation, cellular component: axon; dense core granule; synaptic vesicle membrane.